Molecule: messenger RNA, 3130 nt
Organism: Tupaia belangeri chinensis (Chinese tree shrew)
Lineage: Eukaryota; Metazoa; Chordata; Mammalia; Scandentia; Tupaiidae
Gene: ZNF212
Product: zinc finger protein 212
Exons: 4
Coding region: 573-1982 (469 amino acids)
Biological process (GO): regulation of transcription by RNA polymerase II
Cellular component (GO): nucleus
Molecular function (GO): RNA polymerase II transcription regulatory region sequence-specific DNA binding; DNA-binding transcription factor activity, RNA polymerase II-specific
Source: RefSeq, a predicted model, not a curated record
GUCUAGCGACAUAGCUACUACGCCAGCUGCUGGUCCCAUGCAUGCAUUUUUAAGCAACUCAGUUACAUGAUUUGAACUAGGCAGUCUUUUGGGAUCCCGCCUCUUUAACCUCCAGGCCGCCUACUGAUCCGAAUUUUUGUUUUUGUUUUUGUUUUUUAAGAAGAAACUUGGUAGCAUGAGGACUCCUGGAUUUGAAUGUUGCUUUCUUUAUUUGAUGUCUAGAAAACACUUUGUCUCCCUGCUCAAUAUAUACAGAACGUCUGCACUCUGACAGAAAUGGAAAGAUCUGAAAGAGCGAUAACAGGAAGGCCGAGUGUAGGUGCCGGGUCUGUAAGGGGGAAGUGAAUAGUAGAGGGCAGGUCGGGGCUAAGGGAAGAAGCACUUGACAGACCCAACAAAGUAAAGUGCUUUAUCGGAAAUGAUGUACAAAAAAGUCUUAAAAUUAAAAACAAAACAAAACACUGAGAACCAACCCAAAAAAAGAAAGAAAUGACUUUGUAUGGUUGAUCCUUCAGCACAGGAGAAAACGACGUUCUUCACCUUUAACUCCUCCCACACCUCCUUCACAAGCAAUGGAGAAAAGCUCCUAUGUUCAGACCGCAGAGAUCUCACUGUGGACGGUGGUGACCGCCCUGCAGGCGGUGGAGAAGAGGCUGGACUCCCAGGCCGCCCGGCUGCAGAGCUUGGAGGGCCGUGCCGGCACGGCAGAGAAGAAGCUGGCCGACUGCGAGAAGACGGCCAUGGAGCUGUGCAACCAGCUGGAGGGCAAGUGGGCCGUGCUGGGGACGCUGCUGCAGGAGUACGGGCUGCUGCAGAGGCGGCUGGAGAACGUGGAGAACCUGCUACGCGACAGGAACUUCUGGAUCCUGCGGCUGCCCCCAGACAGCAAGGAGGAGGCCCAGGUGUCUGGGUCACUGGAGAACGAUGACAUCGGUUUCUCUGAGCAGGAGUGGGAGAACCUGGAGGACUGGCAGAAGGAGCUGUACAGAAACGUGAUGCAGAGCAACUAUGAGACGCUGGUCUCUCUGAAGGUCCUCGGCCAGCCAGAGGGAGAAGCGGAUCUGGGCACGGAGAUGCUGGGUGACUUGGAGGAAGAAGGCCCUGCUGGCUCCCACCCAGCAGACGGGGUCAUUAUCAAGCAGGAGAUAGAGUAUGCACAGGAAGACCCUGCGGAGCUCGCUGGGGAGUUCUCAGGCAUUGUUCAAGAGCCGGCUUUCCUGAGCCCGGAGCAGGCCGAGCUCUGGGCUAGCCAGGGCUGUUCUCUCUUCUUGGAGUCAGGCCCUGGGGACGCUAACCUAGCAGAGCCCGUGGAGGGCAGUAGAGACCCCGGCAAUGGCAGAGAGCUGGGCUACUCCUCGAAGCAGAAGUCAUACAGGAAGGUCCAGCUGGGUCAGGAGCGAGGUCAAGGCCUGAGGCUGGAAAGGGACAGUCCCGGCCCUUACCAGUGUUCUGUGUGUGACGCCACCUUCCGGUACAAGCAGCAGCUGGCUGCACACCUGCAGAGCCACUCAGGGUGGGAGUCGUACCCGGUCACAGAGCCAGAAGAGAGCCCGAGACCCAGGCCGCAGCUCAAACCCCAGUCCAAGAGGGCCAAGCUACACCAGUGCAACGUGUGCCUGAGGAGCUUCAGCUGCAAGGUGAGCCUGGUGACCCACCAGCGCUGCCACCUGCAGGAGGGGCCCAGUGCUGGUCAGCGCAUCCAGGAGAGGUUCUCGCCCAACAGCCUGGUUGCCCUGCCUGGCCACAUCCCUUGGAGGAAAAGCCGGAGCUCCCUCAUCUGUGGUUACUGCGGCAAGAGCUUUAGCCACCCAUCCGACCUGGUGCGGCACCAGCGCAUCCACACGGGCGAACGGCCCUACAGCUGCACCGAGUGCGAGAAGAGCUUCAUCCAGAAGCAGCACCUCCUGCAGCACCAGAAGAUCCACCUGCGGGAGCGGGGCGGGCUGGCCCCAGAGCCCAGAAAGCCCAAUGGUUUGCUUUAAGGGUGCCGGCCCUCGCCCGUUCGGGGGGCGGAGAGGGUUGGCAUUGGUCCCCCCAAAGAGACCAUGUGCAGAGCAGGGACUGACUGCUUCCUAAAGGGAGCUGCUUCUGGUUCACCUCCCCUUGACCAAGUACCGAGCCACGCCCAGAGGCUUCCUGAAACCACACAGGAGAGGAUGCGGCCAGGCCUGGCCUCCCUGUCUUUGCCCGGCUGCUGAGGGCACUGUGUUCCGCGCACCCCUCAGUCUCCGGUUUUCCCAUCUGUGCUGACACUCGUCGGCUGGGCUUGGUGUCUAACCGUGCAGGGACUGGUGGCUGGCUCCAGGCUCGUCCCAGCGUUUCAUACCUUCCUGCAGGGUUAGGGUCUGGCCGCAGGAGUGAGCAGGUGCAUGGAAAAGUGCCGGGAAGCAUAACCCUCCAUUUCUUCUUUGUAGGUUCCUCCUUAGUAACAGGUAGAAAUAAUUUAAACAAAUGCUUACUCUGCUCUGAUGAAUCAUUUUUAGGAUUAGAUUUUAGUUGAUUUUUUUAGGAUAUAGCCCAACACUGCUUUUUAAAUUUCAAGUUGUAGAAGUUGUUCCUAACAUGGGGACUGGGCCUACCCUCUAGGAGGGACUAGUUUUUGGGGCUCUUUUAGCCCAUCCACACUUAGGCCAGAGGGCAAGGUUCAUGGUGCCGGGCUGCCCACGUGGGGCACUUGUCGGAGAAGGACCAAGCGGUAGAGAAUGGGGAGGUGGGCCCCAAAGCCCCUGCUGAGAAGAAAGAUUUCUGUACAGGAGCUGAGAGCCCCGUCGUGGGCGGGUGUUUGUGGUCUCGCCAUGCCCUCCUUCCCACCCUCGUCCUCAUUCUUGCUGUGGUUCUGUCGCCCCAGGGUGGAAAAUGACUUCGUUGCUAUGAUUGUUCAGCUUGUACCACUGGUCAUUUGAGUUCCUGUUAUAACUGUCCUCACUCGGGGUUGCUUGGAGUACACUUCCCAGAGUCAGUCUAGGGUGGACUGUCGCAGACGAGAGGCACACACGUGCUGUCUCAGGAGAGUUGGGCACCUGCCCACUGUUUGGGGGAUGGGAGUGGGUUCCUGGGUCAUAUAUUAAUGUCCCCUUGGGUGAUUUGCAGUUGCCUAGAAUAAAACCUGCUACUAGCAAAAAAAAAAGUU